Macadamia integrifolia is the source of this 1310-nucleotide messenger RNA. Its product is annotated as fructose-bisphosphate aldolase 1, cytoplasmic. Gene Ontology annotation, cellular component: cytosol. Gene Ontology annotation, biological process: glycolytic process; fructose 1,6-bisphosphate metabolic process. Gene Ontology annotation, molecular function: fructose-bisphosphate aldolase activity. The record is from RefSeq and is a predicted model, not a curated record. The annotation marks the transcript as partial. NCBI's taxonomy places the organism in Eukaryota, Viridiplantae, Streptophyta, Magnoliopsida, Proteales, Proteaceae. The transcript has a single exon.
ACCCCUGGAAAGGGUAUCCUUGCUGCUGAUGAGUCCACUGGGACAAUUGGCAAGCGUCUAGCCAGCAUCAAUGUCGAGAAUGUCGAGUCCAACAGGCAGGCACUGCGGGAACUUCUCUUCUGCUGUCCUGGUGCUCUCCAAUACCUCAGUGGUGUAAUCCUCUUUGAGGAGACCCUCUACCAGAAAACCAAAGAUGGUAAGCCUUUCGUUGAUGUCUUGAAGGAAGGUGGUGUUCUUCCGGGCAUCAAGGUUGACAAGGGUACAGUUGAGCUUUAUGGCACCAAUGGUGAGACCACCACCCAGGGACUUGAUGGACUUGGCCAGCGCUGCCAGAAGUACUAUGAAGCUGGUGCCCGGUUUGCUAAGUGGCGAGCUGUGCUUAAGAUUGGGAUAACUGAACCAUCUCAAUUAUCCAUCAAUGAGAAUGCCAAUGGCUUGGCACGCUAUGCCAUCAUCUGCCAAGAGAAUGGACUGGUUCCAAUUGUUGAACCAGAAAUCCUCGUCGACGGAUCUCAUGACAUUGACAAGUGCGCAGACGUGACUGAGCGUGUCCUUGCAGCAGUCUACAAGGCGUUGAAUGAUCACCAUGUCUUGCUAGAGGGGACUCUUUUGAAGCCCAACAUGGUGACCCCUGGAUCAGAGGCCAAGAAGGUAGCCCCAGAGGUAGUGGCCGAGUACACAGUCCGGACCUUGCAGAGGACAGUGCCUCCUGCAGUCCCUGCUAUUGUGUUCUUGUCCGGUGGACAGAGUGAGGAAGAGGCAACUCUUAACCUCAAUGCCAUGAACAAGGUUCAGGGUAAGAAGCCAUGGGCUCUAUCAUUUUCCUUCGGACGUGCCCUGCAGCAGAGCACACUGAAGACAUGGCAAGGCAAAGAGGAGAACAUAGAGAAAGCACGGGCUGCCUUCCUUAAGAGAUGCAAGGCAAACUCCGAAGCAACCCUUGGUACCUACAAGGGUGAUGCUGGAGAUGGAGAAGGUGUCUCUGAGAGUCUCCAUGUCAAGGACUACAAGUACUGAUGAAGUAAUGGCUUCUCUCUUGCUAAUUUGAUGAUUAUAUAAUAGGAGAGAGGAGAUGGGGAAUAGCAGCCCCUUUUGGUAGGCUUAAUGAGGUUUUCUUUCUUCUUUUGUUUAAUAGCCUGGAGUUUGGAGGGAGAUGAUAUUAAGUUUGUAAGACCAUGCGAGUUUGAACUGUGUUUGUCCUUUCUGUUGGGCUUUUUUUUCCUACCUUACGGGCUUUGGAUAGCCUGUCCCUUUGGCAGAAUUGGUGGUAAGUAAAUAACAUGAGUUUAUUAGUAUUGAGCUUGGAUCAA